AUGGACCCCUUCCAUGGCCUCCCUACGUUGGUUCUAGACGAGGUCUUUUUCCACCUUGGGGAUGCCAUAAGCAUCACGCAGUUGACAAGAGCAUCAGCAUCGAUGUUGUCAUACUGGGGUCAAUACGGACAGGGUAUCACUCGCCGCAUUGUCAAAGAUAUCCUCUCUGUGGACGAUUCUAAAUGUCUGAUGGACGAUGCCUUGCGAAUCCUGGAUAUCCAGAAUGCACCCAUGGCUAGGGAGUACUACAGCCAGGUGAAAUUCAUGGAGCCGAGGAAAUUGAAGCGGACGAAAGUACACUGGCCACUCUUCUCGUUAUUAUCUCGGUUGAUCAGUUUCAUUGUUGACUUCGUUUCCAAAGCGGCGAGUCCCAACUUACCAAGGGCCUACCUUGGCAUUCCUGACUCGAUGGGCAGAGGAAGCUAUUUCAAAGGGAGGGAUUUAGGUCACCCGAGAAUUGAAUUCGCAAACUUGACGACCUCUGAACAUCACCGGUUUCUGCGCGCCUUCCUCAGAUAUGAGCUGCUUUGUAAUAUCUAUCAUCCUGCGGCUUGGAACAUAUAUGAGAAACAGGGCAUGUAUGCCAAAGUUAUGUCCGGCAUCGGAGACCACGGAGCUAUGGAUCCAUCAUACGAUCAACUACUUCAAGGACAGAAUGUGUAUCUACACAGAGCGGAUAGGCUAUCGAACGCCAACAUCGCGUUAUACCAAGGUGGCAAAUCCGAUGCACCAGCUCCUCGGUGGUUAGAACUACACAGCCUUCAACUCCGUAUCUACCGACAACGGGCCUGGGGACUUCUAGACGACGACAGACUGUACCCUGGAAGGGAACGUCAACUCCCUACUUUGGACGAGCUGAGUGACCUAGAAGAGGCAUUCGGAGAGAAUGGACAAACGGAUUGGGGCCUUGAGCGUUGUCGAAGACGAUCGCAGAAGUGGCAUGACUACGACACAUACGGAGACCUUCUAGAACGCCCAUCCGAACCUUGGAACGACGAAGACGAUGAUGUAGAGAUGCUUGUUGGGGACUUUGACCAGAUGGAGAACAUCAUUGACGGCUCAUACAUGGACGAAAGACCAGUAUUGCAGUCUACAUGCCCUAUGUAUAAGACAAUGAGAGAUGGGUAUGUCAAACUAGGCAGAAUGUCGCUUCCAUUUAAGCUGGCGGCAUCUCGCGACCUCUCUUCUGGUUCAUCGACCCGAUCUUCCACCCCACCUCCUCCCUAUGCUCCCUUCGCCUCCCUCCUCGCCUGA
This is a messenger RNA of Fusarium coffeatum, 1254 nucleotides long. RefSeq lists its product as uncharacterized. Bases 1 to 1254 code for a protein of 417 amino acids. The record is from RefSeq and is a predicted model, not a curated record. The transcript has 2 exons. NCBI's taxonomy places the organism in Eukaryota, Fungi, Ascomycota, Sordariomycetes, Hypocreales, Nectriaceae.